AUCGUCUUGAGAAAGUCGCCCAGUCCACUGGUACCUCCUUCGAGUCUGAGUAACAAAAGAAAAAUACAAGUCUCAGAAAACAAAUUAAUGUUAAAGAUAGAAUUAAUUGAUGGGUUAAGAGAGUACUCCAGAGAAUUUUCACCAUGUUCUCAACUUUGCGUAGAUUUUUGAACAACCACAGACGUAAAUUCAUAGUGAGUGGGAUCAUUGUGGGUAGUGCUGUAGUUCUAUGGAGAUGUAGUAAACAGAAGCUCCUUGAAUGGAAGCAAAAAGAGGUACAGGAGUUGUUGCAGAGGUCUAGGAGGAGUCAGCAUUUUGAGAGCACUGAGAGAUCUUGUAAUCAGACGAUAAUUAAUCUAGCAGUAUGCGUUAGGAAUUCAGUGACGAAGGUCCUGGACACGGAGAAGGUUGUGAAUGAGCUUCGACAAGGCUCUGCUGAUAAAGUGACAGCUUGGAACAAGUUAAAGGUCUUCUCCAUAGCUCGUUCAGCUACUAUAAUAUACGCCAAUACAAUGGUGGUAGCGAUUUUGAGAGUUCAGAUGAAUCUCAUGGGGGCUUAUAUGUUCAGGAAUUCACAAAAGACUUUGGACACUGGAAAUUUCAGUGAACAAUUGCAGCAGAAGUAUCUAUCGUUGGGCAGUUAUUUUAUUGACGAGGGAAUUCAAAGGCUGAGUUCUUUUAUUGAGAAAAAAGUCGAGGAGACAGUGAGUUCUAUCAAACUAACAGAUCAAUUGAGCAUCAGAGACUUGGAGCAAAUUUAUUUAGCCAUUAUGUCCACUGUACUUGCUGAUGAUUGUAAUCCAGUGAAAAAACUCACCAACUAUAUGCUACCACCAAAGGUUGAGGAAGAAAAUGACCCUUUACUUAAGAAGAUUAUCAUUGCCACUCUGGAUUUACUAGAAACGGAAGAACUUCAGGGCCUGAUACAAUCCAAUAUUAGGACUGGAUUUGUUGCUUUGGUUGACAAAAUAUCAGAGUACUUUAUUGAGAUUCCUCUUAAGAAAAAUGGAAUGCAGAGCCUUAAGGAGGUGGAAAAGAAGAAUGGGUUUUCAGAUAUCAAUAAAAUUACCAUGCCCAUGGCGAAAAUCAUUCCGAUCAUCAAUGGUCAGGUACCAGAUGCACCCACUCCGAAUGAUAUACCCUCAGAAUGGCUGCAGAGGCUCAUCAUGGAUGAGAUGCUCAAGUCGUUCGGGGCUAAUAUCUAUGAGGCAUUCAGCUUUUAAGGGAAAAGUUGGGAAAUUAUUGGGUUUUCCAUUAAUACAGUGAAGGGAAUGUCAAAACUAUUUUAUAUACGUGAAUGUAAUGUUAAUAAAUUAAUCAGUUUCACUUGGA
This is a messenger RNA of Diachasmimorpha longicaudata, 1332 nucleotides long. RefSeq names its product peroxisomal biogenesis factor 3 (gene Pex3). NCBI's taxonomy places the organism in Eukaryota, Metazoa, Arthropoda, Insecta, Hymenoptera, Braconidae. Gene Ontology annotation, cellular component: peroxisomal membrane. Bases 144 to 1223 code for a protein of 359 amino acids. The record is from RefSeq and is a predicted model, not a curated record. Gene Ontology annotation, biological process: protein import into peroxisome membrane. Gene Ontology annotation, molecular function: protein-macromolecule adaptor activity. The transcript has a single exon.